UAUUCUGGUUCUUUCGUCAGUAAUGGACAAUCUAGUAUCAGUUUGAAAGUCUACUUGUCCCUAUAAUUCCUCUAGCAUUCCAGAAUGUCUAUAUUUAAUACAUUUACACCAGCUACUUUACGCCGGUUUUAUGAAUUACUUGUAUUAAAGUGGUGUAAACGCUAUUUUACUCCGGUUUUACCGGUAAGACCGUCGUAAAACGUUUAUACGGCAUUUAACACUAGUAGUUACAAAAUCGAUAUAAGGCAGGCGGUGUAAAUGCACUAAAUGAGGUAAAAUCAAGUAAUAUUGACACCAGGUUAGAAUUCAGAAUUCUAAAAACCAGAAUUAAAUUGCAAACGUAAUCUAACUGUAUAAAAUACUUUCAAACGAUUCUUUGAAAAUGGGACAUCACUAAAAUAUAAAAAAUGGACAAAGGAAAACAAUUCGAGCAUUCUAAAAAGCACCAAGAGAUAAUUAAUUCCUACACCUUGGAUUCAAAUCAUGCUUCCGAAAUAAACAAUCCAUGUCGAAAGGAAGAAAAAAUGUCAUACAAAUGCCUCGAUGAGAAUAACUACAACAAAGAUUCCUGUACACAAUACUUCGAAAAUUACAAGGCCUGCAAAAUGUUCUGGAAUUCUGUUGUAAGAAAGCGUAAAUUAGAGGAUAUUAGACCUUUUCUACCUCAUCCAGAUGAGAGAGAAACAAUUAAGGCUGAACAUAUGAAAACAUUUCAAAGGAAUGUAUGAACAUUUUUACUCUGAUUAGUUCUUACUAGAAUGUGUAAAUAUAUCUUUUUAGAUUGAGGUAUUUUAUUGUUCUUUUAGUAAAAGAUUGUAUUAAAAGUUUAGAGAUUAACAAAAACAGUAUAUACAAUUUUAAGCAUGUCUGAUGAAAGAUAAAGGAUACACGGGUCCAAUGAUGUACUCGCCGAGAUAUAUUGAAAAUGAAAUUCAUAUAUUUACAUGUACACAAAUUCUGCUUUGUUUUACUAAAAACAAUGCUUAAUGUAUAUCAACUCCAUAAUAAAUUUGUACAUACGUCUUUAGUUACUGCA
Molecule: messenger RNA, 1036 nt
Organism: Orussus abietinus
Lineage: Eukaryota; Metazoa; Arthropoda; Insecta; Hymenoptera; Orussidae
Product: coiled-coil-helix-coiled-coil-helix domain-containing protein 7
Exons: 3
Coding region: 408-728 (106 amino acids)
Source: RefSeq, a predicted model, not a curated record